Molecule: messenger RNA, 372 nt
Organism: Eruca vesicaria subsp. sativa (arugula)
Lineage: Eukaryota; Viridiplantae; Streptophyta; Magnoliopsida; Brassicales; Brassicaceae
Source: the annotation of a GenBank genome assembly
AUGGGAAGGGUUUUUAUCGUGGAUCUUGAAGGACAAAUCUAUAGUUGCAAACACUGUAAUACCCAUCUUACUAAAGAACAAGACAUCAUGUCCAAGACAUUUCAAUGCAGGUAUGGACAAGCUUAUCUCUUCAAUACAGUUGUAAACAUUUCAACUGGAGAUAAAGAAGACAGAAUGUUGAUGACGGGACUUCAUACGGUAACUGACAUCUUCUGUGUUGGUUGUGGAUCAAACGUUGGUUGGAAAUACGUAAGACAGCACUUUAAUUUAAUUAGUUGUAGUCAUAAUAAUAAUCUAACUAAGUAUAAGAUUGUGGGUCCUUACGAUAGCAGUGACUUGGUCUGCCAAGAAAUUUCACGACUUGAGAUUUAG